AUGUGUAUGUGACCAAUAAAAUGUGAUUUUACUUUAUUUGUCUUACAAUUAAACAUCUUACUCUUACUUGUCGAUCCUAGAGAUAUGGAACAAAAUUAUGUGGGACAAUAUGUGUGGAAGGCCAUUGCAAGUAUCAAGUGAAGGAAACAUUCAACUCCUCUGAGAAGGACCUGAGACAACAAGCACUCAGGAAUCAUCUCUGCUAGGUUGGCCCAGACCUAUAACCUGGAUGUGAUGGAAAGUUUGAUCCCUGAGAAGCCUAUGUGUGGGGAGGAGGCUUCCAAGAGACACUCCGUUACCAGGGAGAAUGGUACUGCCAGAGGGAAUGCCAGGUGAAGCACUGGGCCAAACACAAGGCGGCCUGCCAACUGAUGACUGAAGCCACAGAAAAGCUCCAGAAGGACUUGACCAUAACUCCCGAAGAGAGAAAGUCACAGGUGUGAUGAUUGCCUAUGAGUGAAGAAGGAACUGAAGCUGUGACUAACAGAAUGUCUUGGGGUGAGUUCAUUGAGCUCCGUGAGUUGAGGCUGCAUGACAAUGACCGGAUAGAGCUGACCUGCUGCGAGGUGCCUCGCUCACCACCUCGCCUGGAGCGGGCCAAUGCCCUGCGGAUCAGCCCAGGGAAGGUCCCAGAGCUGCUCAGCCGGGUGGGCAUCAUCCGACUGCUGGGGGAUAGCCUGGACCCACGGCUCACAGAUGAGAGGGGAGAGGGACAUGACUUCCAGCCCUGCAGCCAUGCCCAGCCCACCUGGUGUGACCUGUGUGGAGACUUCAUCUGGGGACUGUACAAACAGAGCCUGCGCUGUGCCAAUUGCGGAUUCACAUGUCACUAUCGAUGUCGACCUCUCAUCCAAUUAGAUUGCAGUUUGGAUCGUGGCUCCACAGUUGAACAAACAUGUGCUGUAGAGACUGAUACAAAUGUGGAUGAGCAGGUCAAAUGUGGGAAGCAGCAGGAGCUGUCAGGCACAGAGAUCCAGCAGAAGGUGAAGGAGUACAAUGCUCAAAUCAACAGCAACCUCUUUAUGAACCUGAACAAAGAUGGCUCCUUCACUGGCUUCAUAAAGGUCCAGUUCAAGCUGGUACGACCUGUGUCAGUUCCCCCACCAAGAAAGGGUACUGCAACACAGGAUGGUGCGGGCAAGAAGAAUGGGGGAGUAAAACGUUGCACCUCUUUCUACCUGCCCAAGGAUACAUCUAAACACCUACACAUCAGCUCCCGGACAUGCGCUCGUGAGGUCAUCGAAGCCUUGCUAAAGAAGUUCACUGUGGUGGACAACCCUGGAAAGUUUGCCCUGUUUGAGCGCACCGAGCGUCAUGACCAAGUGUUCCUACGUAAGCUGCCUGAUGACGAGCGUCCACUCGAACUGCGUCUGUGUGCUGGACCCAAUGAGAAAGCCCUCAGUUUGGUAUUGAAAGAGAAUGAGACUGGAGAGGUCAACUGGGAUGCCUUCUCUAUGCCAGAGCUCAAGAACUUUGUCCGCAUGUUACAGCGUGAGGAGGAGGAGCAUGUCAAGCAGAUUUUGCAGCGCUACGCUCUGGCCCGCACCAGAAUGCAGGAGGCCCAAGCUGCUGCUUCCAUCCCUGGUGGUUCCUCCGCUAGUGGUUCUACCCCUGGCUGAGAAACAUGUCGCCUAUGGGACAACCUGCACCUCUGACUGACAACCAUCACAAGAUGACCAGUCAUCACUGCAUCCAAAGAUCCCAGAGAACACAAGUGGACACCUCCCUCAAAGGAGGAGAGUGAAAGAACGAAUGAGAGCGAGAGGGCGCAUGAGAGCAAGAGGGCAAGCGCGUGUGAAUGUGAGAGCUAUCAGAAGUGCCGUACAGCUGGAGAGAGUCUGUUGAUAAUGAGAGUUGAGAAACAGUAUAUGAAACUGUGGCUGAUGAGAGACUGGCUUUGUCCAGUACUGCCUCUCAUUAUGGGGGCGCCAUUUCACUAUCCUGGGUGAGCUACCUGGUUCGUAGCGUUUAUCUCAUUAUUCUUGCUGGCAGUAGGGUCCAUAGAUUAUAUCAUUUAUAGCUUUGGGGUAACGAUCAAAGAUAAUUUUGAGACACCUGAGUGGGGUAAGCCAUAUCAAAAAGCUGUUUAAAUCCCUUAAUGCCAAGCAAUAAGAGGGUAGCCAACCUACUAGCUAAGACAAAUGUUGAACAUAUUCAGGUGCUGUCUGCCUCAGUAUCUCCAGACCCAAAUGCUAGUCAGAAUAACAAGCAAUGGACAUUAUGGGCCAGGUAGGUACCCCAGGUUUCCAUUUGACCCCAAUGUCUGCCACAUACCUCUUGCACAUCCGUACUGUGAUGGAUGUUACUCUUUUUGCUGUCCCUUUAUGAAACUGAGUGGGAGUGCCCCAUGUGUUGGGUGCACUGUGAAUGUCAAUUGAGAGAACAAUCCCCAGGUUGAUUUAAAUGAUAGGGGAAUCUCAUCCUCCAAACACUUUGAACUGGAAGCUGAUGAUUUUUAUGGAAUGUUUGUUUGUUUGUAUAUCUUUUCAUGUUCUUUAUGAGAUUUUAAACCUAAAACAACAGAAUAAUAGAGUUGAGAAUUGGAUUCAUAUUAUCAGUACAUGUCUAUAUUGCUUGAAAUAAUACCUUGACUGUCAAUUAUUCAAAAAAAAAAAGUUUUUACAUGUCCAGUGUCAAUAUAUUUUUUACAAAACAAUAAUAAAUUAGCACUGUUCACAUU
Messenger RNA from Oncorhynchus mykiss (rainbow trout), 2680 nucleotides. Its product is annotated as ras association domain-containing protein 1. The record is from RefSeq and is a predicted model, not a curated record. Gene Ontology annotation, biological process: Ras protein signal transduction. Gene Ontology annotation, cellular component: nucleus; microtubule cytoskeleton. NCBI's taxonomy places the organism in Eukaryota, Metazoa, Chordata, Actinopteri, Salmoniformes, Salmonidae.